AGCGCAGUAGAACGUACGUAGUAUGCUUCGAAGAAAGUUAUCAUGUUUUGUAAUGGGAUAAUCUCAUUUCAGCGUUCAGAAGAAUCGAUAAAUAUUAGGAUUCAAUGAGAUUGGUAGUAUUUGGGUGCCAUGGCCCUUCUGAAAAAGGAAAACAAUGGUGUUGUACAAGUUGUGAACUCGGUGAAGUCGAAGAAAGAGCCCAAAAAGCCAACGAUUUUGGAUGAAGAUAGUUAUGUGGAGCGCAUAGAGAAGAUCAUUGAAAGAGACUUUUUCCCUGACCUUCCAACACUUAAUAUACAAAAGGAUUACUUUGAUGCUCUGGAGCGAAAUGAUCUUGUCAGGCUGAGAGAACUUCAGAUGAAGUAUGGGGGCAAAUGUCCAACUUCAACCAGAAUUCCAAGCGAAUACAACACUCCAUCUUCAUUUGAAACACCUGAUGUGAGUGAGGGGAGGCCUGUGUCACAGUCAAUUAGGAGAGAUAAAGAGGAGGAGGUUGACAAGCCAUGGAACAUAGAAGAAAAGCCUGUAGAGUCUACUGUAGAACAAGAAGAACCAUUGGAAAGUCUGGACAGCUUCUUAGCAAAAAACACAAGUGAAGAUAAUGCUUCAUUUGUGGAUAUCCUGGCUGAAAGUGAGCGCAAAAAUCGAGAAAAGCAUGCCUGGCUGUUUGAGAAUGAAAACAAACAAAAUUUGGAACAAGAGAGAAAGAUUGCUCUGCCAAGCAUAGAAGAACAGGCAGCUAUCAAGCCACGCCCAGCACAGCUUGAUACUUGGACAUACAAGCCUCACAAUGCGGUAAUGUAUGUGCCAGAAGGUGUUGAGUACAGUGCCAAGGAGCUCAUUGAGAUGAACAAGUUCAAGAAGCGUACAAUCGAGCAUGAAAACACCCAUUUUGCAGAAAACCCUUUUGGAACGAUUCGGAGUAAAGAGGCGCUGCAAAAAGCAACAAUAUACAAGGCAUUGAUAAAUCAUGGAAAAAUUGGCCAUGAUGGUCGCGAGUUAACCAUCCAGACACCCCAGGUGAAUGGAUUCAAGUUUGUAGGCACUCCUUCCCCAGCACCAGGGGUUGAGGAAUCACCUUUCAUGACAUGGGGAGAAGUGGAAGGUACUCCUCUUCAGCUGGAGGGCCAUCCUGCACGCACACCUGGACCAGUAUUCAAAAUACCAGAAGUUCCCAAACGAGAUCAACUUGCUCUGGCACUGGCAGAAAAGGCCAGCAAAGCACACAGGGCUAAGAAGGAGGAAGCUUUGAAACAUGUCACUCGGCGACUUGCUUCGCCAUCCCCUAACAUGAGUCCUCUGGAGCGAUUCAGUGGCAUGUCACCAGCAGCACAAAGACUGGCCAGUAAACGGCUCGGUGUUCGAACUCACACAGACACAGCCCUACAAGCAAGUUACAGUCCAUCCCCUACCCGUAGCUUGGGGGACAAUACUCCUUUGCAUUUCUCCUCCACUCCCUCCCCUGCCUCCUCAAGGCCUUCUAACACACCAGGCAGCAGACACUCCUUAGACGCUUUGAAGACUGCAGACAAAGAAAAAUCUUCCAUCACUGAUGAUUUGCUGCAGCUUCCCAAACGACAGAAAGCUUCAGACUUUUUUUGACACUGGUGCAUUAGAAGAUUUGUGUGCGAAUUGUUAAUAACUGGUUGACAACAAAAACUUCCAGUCAGCUUGGAUGUACAUACUUCACUAACACUCCAAGUGCCUGGUUUGUGCUUAUUUUUUGUAAAAGAAUAUCUGUGAGUGUAAUUCUGUAGGGGUGAAAAUCACAUGCUGCAGAUCUCGGAACUUUGCGUCUUCAUUCUUGAUACCAAUAAACAGCGCUUUGAGACUACCACGGUUUACCAGGACAAAUAAACAGUACAGAAGUCAUUCAGUAGGAAUAUUUCCAUGCUUUUUGGAGAAAGCACAUGACAUUUGUUCAUUUUGCGUUGGUGUGUCAAGUAUUAGGAGCUUGUAGAUAUGUUGGAGCCAAAAGACAGCCAUUAUGGGUUUUUUUAAUGUGCUGUAGAGCAGUUGUCAGGGGAUUCCUUGUGCAUCUUUAAACAACUUUGUGACAAGAUGCUGGUGACUUGCAGACUCAGGGAUUGCUGUUCUUUGAAGCUGCGUAUAUAUGCAUAAGUGUGUAAGCAACUUCAUCACAAAAUAUCUUGAAAAAGACUCAUCUAUUUAAAAUUAAAGUAUAUAUGCCAAGAAGAAAAAUUCUUAGGAUAUAGGUUAUCAGAUGGAAGCAUUAAUGAAGCAUAAAUUUCUUUUUAUGUCAUUCUUCUUGUUUUGUGAAGGCAUUAGAAAAUGGGGGUGGGGGAGUUUUAUAAUGGCUGUCUACAUUUUAUAUUUAUCUGUACAGUAUUAAAUCAGAAGAAUUCUGUACUUUAAAUAAUUUUGUUUUGUGCCUAUUGCGGUUCACUUUUUGUUGCACUUUUGCAGCUUUUUUUUUUUUUUUAACAUUUUAUCACCAAGCUCUUUUGUGGAGCAUUAUGGAACACCGAAUAAAAAAAGACAAAGCUGCUUGUCUGACAAUGUGUAAUCAUAAAUCAAGGCUGCCAACAGCAGCAGCUAGACAGAUCUGUAGAAUCUUCCAGAGUGCAUGGGACCAUAAGCAUAAAACAUUCUUGAAGGUUGGAUGAUGGAUUAAAGGCCUAUCACAAGACUUUUUUAAGAGGUGUAGCUUGCAUAUUACUUUAUCAGUACUGCUACAGUAAGUAAACUUACGUGUUGUAGUGCAGUAUCUUAAUUUAAUUUUAGAAGAGUAGAGAACAGGAUGUUUGGGGAAAGCAGCAUCCCUUUUGUGCAUGGGGCAAGCAAGCUGCCUGCCUUGGGUCGUAAAGGAGAAUGCAUGUUAAUGUCAAGUCAUAGAUGUCAAACUGUAGAAGGUGAAGGUUUAAUGGUCAUGCUUUUUUCUGUCAAGUCUCACGGAGAUACACUGCAAGGUUGCAAAUAUGACAGGAAAUCUCAAUAAAUAAAAAGACAAAAAACUCCCAUGA
This is a messenger RNA of Pomacea canaliculata, 2984 nucleotides long. Its product is annotated as splicing factor ESS-2 homolog. The record is from RefSeq and is a predicted model, not a curated record. Bases 130 to 1602 code for a protein of 490 amino acids. The transcript has 8 exons. Lineage: Eukaryota; Metazoa; Mollusca; Gastropoda; Architaenioglossa; Ampullariidae. Gene Ontology annotation, cellular component: catalytic step 2 spliceosome.